Molecule: messenger RNA, 3813 nt
Organism: Rhopilema esculentum
Lineage: Eukaryota; Metazoa; Cnidaria; Scyphozoa; Rhizostomeae; Rhizostomatidae
Product: E3 ubiquitin-protein ligase TRIM71
Biological process (GO): protein polyubiquitination; proteasome-mediated ubiquitin-dependent protein catabolic process
Molecular function (GO): protein binding; zinc ion binding; ubiquitin protein ligase activity
Source: RefSeq, a predicted model, not a curated record
CGUCAUCACUUAAGAACUCUAUUAACAAGUGUUGUAAUAAGGAAAUGGAAUGAGAGCUGGGUUGAAACCAAAUUCUAAGCUUCAAAAUGAAUAAAGCUCUUUAUUUAUUCUUGUUUUCCAACUUGCAGCUCUUGAUUCCAACUUACAAAAGUUCUUACACAUUUCGCUCCCAACUAAUUUUCCCAAUAUUGUCAUCUGAAGAAAAAUCUGACUGAUUAAUACCUAUUUGAGUCUGGUAUUAUGCAAGUCAAAAAAAUAUCCGCUUAAUGCUAAAAGAGAAACCAGAACUAAUCAAUACAUGCUCUGGUAAGAGGAAAACUUGUCCAUGAAUUUUCUUUAUGGAAUAAGAAAAUCAGAGGUGGAGAACAGAUGGGAAGGGAAAAAAGUUAAGUUUCUCUAUGAUCUUCUUUAACCUACAAUGCCCGCCAAAAGUAUUGGAACAGUCCAAUCAUCUUUCCUACUAAACGUCUCCCCUCCCCCCAUAUACAAUGUUGGAUUACGACUGGAAAAUGACAACAAAUGUAUGUUGGCGCACAAAUUGUAUAACCCAUGUUUAGCGACAUGCUCAUCCUUCUUCAAACCAUUGUAUAAGGGGGGGGGGGGUGGUUCCGUCUGCUUGAAAAUGGGAAAUGAAUUGAAAAAUAUACAUUUAUUAGAAGUACAAUCUCGGUGUUCCAACUACUUUUGGCGGGCAUUGUGUGUCCCUCAUUACUUAUUUGCUUCUUUGUGGCCCUUAUUACCAAGUGAAACUAAAAAUGUGCAAUUUAGCCCUCAAAUCAUUCCAAACGAUGCUUCUUCUUGAUAAUUCUUUCCGAUUACUUGCCUCUUCUUCAGAGGUGUUCCCCUUGUGAAACAUGGUUUUUGCUCAUUCAAAACUAAAUGAACAUCUUGUUCCUCCGCAUCGUGAGGAAAUGCAGAUUAAAUCUAAAGAUAAAGUGGUAUUGAAAUAAGAAACAACAUUUGCAACAAUUUCACAUAAUAUGUUUAUGUCGAUGACUUGAUUGCGUAUCUAUUAUUCCCUGAAGUUUGAACUAACUGGUCAAUUACCUCAUAUUAAAGAAAAACGCUUUCAGCUUUUGAGCCUAUUAACUGCACGGCAGUAGAAUGCAGCUUAGUGGAAACUUUGAUUGUUUCAAACGACGUUGUCUAUGGGCUGCUCACUCAGAAAUAUCAUUGGAACCUGCUGAAUCUGUCAUUUUGUUUGAUGAUCUUUGCUCAUGGUCAUAACGCCUGUUCACUGCGAUCAUUAGCCGAUUCGACUUUCAAUAGACCACACUAACACAACCUGUGAUACCAUCAAGAUCAGUGAUUCUGCUUCAGUUGUUUCUAAUCUGAUCCAGUGUUAACUCUGGUCUCGUUUGAAUAUUGGAUGCAUAAACUGGGAUAAAUUUGGUGUUCUUUAUAACCGAAGGCACUGCUAGGUGUCUGUGUUUGGCCUAGAAGCAUCUAUAUUACAGUAUUCUAUAUAUCAAAGCAUAUUUGAUUGCGUCGAAAAUUCAUUGAAUUUUGGCUGAGUGUUAUGACAGAUCGGAACCAAGAUUAACGAUGGCUACGGCAUUUAUGAGUUCCUCGCAAGUAAUUGAACAAAUUUAUGAACAGUUAAUCUGCGCAAUUUGCCUGGAAAGGUUCAAUAAUCCAAAGUUCCUUACCUGCCUUCAUACUUUCUGCUCACAGUGUUUGCAUCGAAUUACUAAUCAAACCCCAGCGAAACACAUCACUUGCCCCACAUGCCGCGUGGAAACCCCCAUACCCGAAAAGGGUAUCGAUCAGCUACCAAUAAAUUUCUUCAUAAAUAAUAUGCUUGAUGUUGUUCAGUAUAAGUUUGAGGAGAUAAAAAAAGAAAAGCGAAAAGGUCUUAAGUGCGAACAAUGUCAAGACAACGAAAAUUCGACCUCUCGUUGUGUCGAGUGUGACGUCAUGCUGUGCGGAGGCUGCAUCGCAGAACACAAACGAACCCGCGGGACUAUCGAGCACAGGAUUUUGGGAAUUGAUGAUGAUGAUUUUGGCAAUGGUCAAUCACUUGAUAACUACACACUUGCUUUUUGUAAGUAUCAUACGAAAAAUGUGAUAAAGUACUUUUGCAAUACAUGCGAUGAAGCAGUCUGCAGAGUAUGCACAAUUCUGGAACACAGGGAGCAUCAGUUUGUCUAUCCAAAAGAGGCUAUUCCGCAGCAAAAACCAAUCAUAGAGAAAUUGCUAGACGCGACAAAGACACACAUACCAAAACUAGGAAAUACAUUGGCAGAGGUGCGCGGGAUGCAGCAAACGUUGAAAGAAUGCAAGCAAAGCAUAAUUAGUGAGAUCAAUGCAAAAACGCAAGCCAGAAUAGAUGCUCUCUUAGUAGCAAAAGAGACGAUACUAGAGAAAUUGAACAAUAUAUAUGAGCGUAAACAGAAGAUUUUAAGUCUUCAACAGGAUGGUGUCGAGUUGGAAUUAGGCAAAAUUUCUGGGUGUUGCAGUUUUGCGGAGAAUGUGCUUGAGUUUGGAAAUGAAGUUGAAAUUCUUCAGAUUAAGUCAACACUUCAAGCACUGAACCAAAUGAAGGUGAAUUUGGAGCCGGAAGAAGAUGACACCAUUCAGUACAUCUGCAACAGUGACUCCAUACAAACAGUGAUGGCAUCCUUAGGUAGCAUUCAAGCCAGCCAAACCUUCGCCUCGUUAUCAUAUGCAGAAGGCGAUGGAUUCGAGUCUGCACGAGUUGGGGUUUUAGCCUCGAUCACGUUACAUGCUCGUGAUCGUCAUGGUCACAAGAAAGUUGGCGGAGACAGAGUAAAGGCGGCGAUUGUCUCACCGGAGGAGGUUGAGCAAGAUCUUAAUGUUGAAGACAAUGGCGAUGGGACUUAUGUUAUCACAUUUACGCCAGAAGUCAAUGGCAAACACGUGCUGCAUGUGCGAAUCCAAGACAAGCCAAUAAAGGACAGCCCAUUCCAAAUUUCUGUCAUCAAUCGCAGAGAGUACAGCGAAGUUGGCAGCAGCGUUAUGAAGUUCGGUCAAUACGGUUCAAAGAGGCGCGAGUUCAAGUCGCCGUUCGGUGUCGCCUGCGAUAAAGAAGGAUUCGUGUAUGUCGCCGACAGCUACAAUCAUCGUAUCCAGAUCUUCGGUCCCCGAGGUGAAUUCGUCAACCUAUUUGGAUCUCACGGCGAUCGCAAAGGCGAGUUCAAUUGUCCGACUGACGUUGCUAUUGAUGCUGAUAAUAGGCUUAUCGUUUGUGAUAAUGGUAAUAACAGGAUACAAGUAUUUACCAGAGCUGGGGGAAUUGUAAAUAAGUUUGGCAGAGAAGGGAUCAAAGGCGGGAAUUUCAAAUCACCUUGGGGAGUCACAGUCUCCCCAUCAUCACGUGAGAUCAUAGUCGCAGAUACAGACAACCACAGAAUACAGAUUUUCACCAAAGAAGGGAAAUUUGUCAUGAAAUUUGGUUCACAGGGUGAACGUGCAGGACAAUUUAACUCACCUUGUUAUGUGGCAGUAAACCACGACAAUGAGAACAUUCUCGUAGCUGACUCCAAAAACCAUAGAAUUCAGAUAUUCGAUCAACGUGGAAAAUUUAUCCAAAUGUUCGGCAUGCAUGGCCAAGGAGAGGGACAGUUUAAUCACCCAAGAGGACUUUCCAUGGAUAUUGCAGGAAAUAUAAUCGUAUCUGACAUGGGCAAUCAUCGCUUGCAGGUAGUCACAUACUCUGGGAAGCUCAUCAAAGUCAUUGGUUCAGAAGGCAACGGUGACGGCCAGUUGUCCUUCCCCGAGAGUGUAGCGGUCACGCCAAACGGCUACAUAGUUGUUUCUGAUCUUAGCAAUAACAGAAUACAAGUAUUCUAA